This is a messenger RNA of Eruca vesicaria subsp. sativa (arugula), 1158 nucleotides long. The record is from the annotation of a GenBank genome assembly. Lineage: Eukaryota; Viridiplantae; Streptophyta; Magnoliopsida; Brassicales; Brassicaceae.
UUCCAUUCCAUUACACUUGAAAACCAUGGCGACGCCUUCUCCGACAUCUUCUCCUCCCUCCUCCCACUCAAACCCUAACUCCGCCGCCACUUCCCCGCACCAAAAUCCACCGCCCUCGACCUCUGAACCCCUCCCACCAGCGCAAACCACCACCCUCGUAGCGUCCGCCGUAGCCAAAAAAACCCAACCGGUGCUAUGGACUCAAGAAGAGACUCUCCUCUUGAUCGACUCCUACAAGGACAAAUGGCACGCCCUCGGACGCGGCCCUCUCAAAUCAUCUCACUGGGAGGAGAUCGCCGCCGCCGUCUCGGCACGCUCCGGCGUUGACCGGUCAGCGACACAGUGUCGGCACAAGAUCGAGAAGCUGCGGAAGAGGUUACGAGCUGAGAGGCAGAGCAUGGGACCGAUCUCUAUAUGGCCUUUUUAUUCUCAGAUGGAGGAGUUAGAUAGCAACAACAACAGCGCUGCUCCUAUCUCGGCGCGUCCCCUCACGCGCCUACCUCCCGUUUCAGAUGAUGAUGAAGAUGAAGAAGAGGAGGAGGAGAGAGAGAGCAAGUCGAGGAGUAUUAAUUACAUAGUGAGGAGACCAGGAGCGGUUAAUAGAUUUGCUGGAGUUGGAGGAGGGUUGUUGCAGUGGGGACAUAAGGAGAGGUCGAAGAGGAAGAGGAGGACGAGGAGGAGGGAUGGAGCGAGAGCUGUUGCUUGUGAGAUUAGGGAUUUUGCUGAGAGGGUGAUGGUGAUGGAGAAGAGGAAGAUGGAGUUUGCUAGAGAGAGUGUGAAGCUGCGUAAGGAGAUGGAGAUCAAACGGAUCAGAUUGAUUCAGAGUUCUCAAGCUCAGCUUCUUCAGUCUCUUAAUACUCUCUUAGGUUCUUUCUAACUUGUUUGUUAACCACUAAAAAAAAAGAUGUGUGACGUUUGUUCUAGUUUGAUAGACGCAGCCGCUUCUCUUCUCCUCCAUUGACGCAACUCCAUCUCUCUCGAUCUCUUCUCCAGCUAUCUCCCAUCUCCGAGCUCUCUCUUUCUCUUUCUCUUUCUCUUUCUUUGAGGGACAUAUCAAGAAACCAUAUUGGCAUGUAUAGGCUUGUGAUAGUGGUGGAACAUUUUGGUAUGACCGGAAGUGGACACACUAUACUGUUUAUAGAAGUGCGAGAGUAUCAU